Messenger RNA from Apis dorsata (giant honeybee), 2502 nucleotides. RefSeq names its product protein yippee-like 1 (gene Ypel). The record is from RefSeq and is a predicted model, not a curated record. The transcript is spliced from 6 exons. Lineage: Eukaryota; Metazoa; Arthropoda; Insecta; Hymenoptera; Apidae. Bases 910 to 1254 code for a protein of 114 amino acids.
GAAAUAAAUCGAACGACGCCGAGCCGAUCAGCAGUACGGUGCUCGCUGGAUGCGACUGUUUCGCGUUAGUGAUGAUCAAAACGAGUUGUCGUCGUCGUUGUUUGUGGCAUUUCGCGAAGUCGAAGAAGCCGUGAUCCGUGAUCAAAAGCUCGAGACGGAGAAGAGGCCGAGGACACGCAUCGUCUCUCGUUGCCGCGGCCACGGAUGCAUAUGGAGAGUUACUCUCAUGCGUCAGAAAUAAUACAGCAGGAAGCGUGUCCACCAGUUGUGUCACACAGACUGCUAAUUCUGCGCGCUGCCAUAAACCUGAAAAGUGAAGUAGUACCGUUAUUGCAAGGCCACGACGAAUCAUUGUUUCGAUUGACUCAAGCUGGAAAAAAAAGAGAGCAAGUGGGACGGAAAGAAAGAGAGAGAGGGAACGUAAACGAAGAAAAGGACGCGACGAAGAAGGAUUGAAGAAGAAAAAAAAGGAUUAAAACCGCAGAAGUCUGGUGUCUAAAUUCAAAUAAGAGAUGUCCCCGAACCGGCGCUGUCUGAACCAGCUCAACAGCUGAUCGGAGUACGAAGCGGCGGUGAACGGGGCCACUAUUGCACCACCACCCCGCGAUUUGGAGAAAUUCGUUAUAUUAAUCGGCCGCUGGUUGCUAACGGCCAGACGUUUCCACGAACAAGAGGAGAAGACGACGAGCAGGAAAAAAAAGUGGCGUUUUGACACUUGAUAAAACGAGGGAAGAAAAUCAACGACGACGACGACGACGACGACCACGACGACGACCACGACGACGACGACGACGACGACGACCACGACGACGACCACGACGACGACGACGACGACGACGACCACGACGACGACGACGAAGAAGAAGAAAACAAGGGCGAAGUUUCCUUUGCUUGCUUGGACACGCCAUCAUGGUCAAAACUUUUCAAGCAUACCUGCCCUCGUGUCACCGCACUUACUCGUGCAUUCACUGCCGUGCUCACCUCGCCAACCACGACGAACUCAUCUCUAAGUCCUUCCAGGGCAGUCAAGGUCGUGCCUAUCUCUUUAAUUCCGUGGUGAACGUGGGCUGUGGUCCUGCGGAAGAGCGAGUUCUCUUAACUGGCCUUCAUGCUGUCGCUGAUAUUUAUUGCGAGUGUUGCAAGACCACCCUUGGGUGGAAAUACGAGCAUGCGUUCGAGUCGAGUCAAAAAUAUAAAGAAGGAAAGUUUAUAAUCGAGCUUGCUCAUAUGAUCAAGGAGAAUGGAUGGGAAUAGAUUGAGUUGGGGGUAAUCUACUACAGCAAAAGAAAGAGAAUACCUCUAUAAAAAAUAUACGAGGCCCAUCAAAACUUUUCCUGAUAUAAGAAUAAUGCCUACAAUGUUGUUCUAAUUGCAAUGUGCGGCCCCCUCCCCUCUGUCAAACCACCAACGAAAGUCUGUGAUUUCAUUUGUGAUUUGUAAUCUUAGUAACUUUUUAUGUUUCGGACAAUUCGACGCUGUUUUUCGUUCUUUCCGAUCGAUUCAUCAUACAAGCGAUGACACUGGUGAUCCGCGGCGUCGCGGAUCGAUCAUACAAGGAAGUAUUGUAAAGAGAAAGAAAAAAAAAAAAAAAAAUUAUUUUUCAACAAACUAAAAAAAAGAAAAAGAAAAAAGACGGGAGGGAAACAAGAAAGAAAGAAAGAAAAAAAACAUAUAGAAUAUAAGGGAUAAAAAAAAAAAGAAAAAAAAAAUGAUAAUGAUGAUAAUAAGCGAUGGUGAAUACGAUGACGAAGGUGCCAUGGUGGAAGUAAAAGUAGAGAAUCGCUCUGUUCGAACAAUGGGGUGCCCCCCUAAUUUUAAUUCAUUAUCUUUCUAGACAUUUUAUCGUGAAUGUCGCAAUGAUAAAUAUUAAAAAUUAACGCGUGGGGCACCCCGAUGAAAAAAAUCAAGUUUUUUAAAUCCGUUAUUGCACCGGAGCAGCGCAAGUGCCACGGACUUUGCUGGACUGACUGCCUGCCCGCCGCGUCUAUCAUUGGAAUUUCACUGCCGAUAUUCCUAAUAUUAAUUAAGAUGACUGUGCCGCAUAGUAGGCGACGCAGCUGGUAGUUUUUAGAAUAGCUUACAAGUAUAGCAUACUAAAGCCUAUGUUAAAAUAUUAUAGGACCUCAUGGAUAUAGAAAAUAAGGAUGGUGUGAAACGGAAAUUGAGAGAAUGAAAGACGGAGUGAAUGUCUUACAUGUAUGCUGUGUGCAAGAGAAAAAAAUGAAGUAAAGAAAAAGGUUUGGUUAAUUGUAUCGUGUGUACAUGUUUGAUUUUAUGUUCACCAUGCCUGCCAAACUGUCUGUUUAUCUGCCAGUCGCCAUUACUGUUAGUGGAAAAAAAAAAGAAGUAACGUAUUCUAACAUGUUCACGUUUUUGUCGGCUCUGCAAGGUGUGGUAUGACUGAAUCUUUUUGUCGUGAAUAAAAAAUAUUAUUGGACUGCGCCUUCUUAUGCACGCACUAUAGAAUAUAUAAUAUUGAAGAAAGAAAAAUGAAAAAAAGAG